Molecule: messenger RNA, 1551 nt
Organism: Plenodomus lingam JN3
Lineage: Eukaryota; Fungi; Ascomycota; Dothideomycetes; Pleosporales; Leptosphaeriaceae
Biological process (GO): endoplasmic reticulum inheritance
Cellular component (GO): perinuclear endoplasmic reticulum; cortical endoplasmic reticulum; endoplasmic reticulum membrane
Source: RefSeq, a predicted model, not a curated record
AUGGACUUACCAAAAUUGCCAAGGACGUUUCUCCCCGCAAUUGGAACGCGUCCCUUGCCACCUCCAGACACUACAGCUAAGGCGUGUUAUCCCCCUCCCCCUCCCCCUCCCCCUCCCCCUCUCCCUCCCCGCCUCCUCUGCGUCCUACACGCCUUCUUGCAGCCGCAGCGCACGUCAGAGGUCAGGCUCGUUGCUCGGGCUUGGCGAGGACGGCGGACGCACAUGUGGUUUACCAGAGUGCUCUCGUCGACCACUUUUCUCGGCGCCAUCAUCUUCACCAUCCCGCUGGCCUUUGACAUUGGUGGGCGAACCUGUGGCCUAGCCUUUUCCCUGUCUCUGAGCGUCUACUACUUCCUCUUCUCCACCCUCCGACUCGCAACACCAGACACGUCGAGAGUCCGAUGGGCUCUAGGCAACGUGGUAGCUUGGGCGCAGUGGUUGGCCAUACCGACGCUCUUGAUUUGGAGUCUGAACAAGUUCUCCAUUGACGCGACCAACAACGCUGGCUGGGCGGAGCAGACGUUUGGGGGUAGCAGAUCCGAGUUCACGAGCGCCCAUGACUGGAUCUUUGGCAGUCAGGGCCUACUGCAGCGCGCGUCGAUUGGUGCAUGGGACAAGACGUUGAGAUACAGCACUCCCGCCUUCCAGCUUGCCGAGGGCUUUUGCAGUUUGUUGGUCAUUCAAGCCGCGGGGCAGAUUACCAGAUGGGUGGUGAAUAAGGAACAGGGAGAUGCCUGGAUGAUUGGUCUUCUCUUCACCUCUGCGUCCGUCAUUUCGACCUCUUUCUACUUCCUCUGGCGUAUCACCACAUUCCCUGCGAUCAGCAAUGUCGAUGCCAUCUUGAUUGGCGUGGCCAUCACAACGGCCGUCUUCCUCGGUGCAUGGGGCAUCGUCAGCGCAAGGGGCAAUCCGGUCGAGUCGUCGCUCCUCUUUGCCUAUGUGACACUCUGCAUCUACCAGAUCUUCACCGAUUACCAGCCCUCGCCCGGGUCAAUCGCUGCAGCCAACGCAUCCUCUGAUCCUGCACUCCCUCCUCUACCACCUAUCAUCAUGGCCUCAUAUACGACCUUGCUACACGCCAUGGGGUCGCUUCCGACAAUAGCUCACACUUGCUUCAAUCUCAUGGUUGGGGCCAUCAUGACCAUUACACCCUCUGUCAUCAUCUCGCUCGCAUACCGCGUUUUUGUCAUGUACGCCGCAGCACGUAUCAUUCCAGCGAUUAGGGAAAGUGGUGCUCGGGCCCUGUCGCAAGAACCCAGCCUGGACGAUGAUGACGAGACUAGCAAGAUUCUCGGUUUCUUGACGUGGUUCAGCCCCAGUAUCAUCAUCGCAGUGUACACGAGCCUACUUAUGCAGCACUUUGCCAAUGGCAAUGGAACGGAUGGAAGUGCAGUGAAUGGCGAGUGGUGGACGAGCCAGGGAGGCGAUGCGGGUGGGAAUCUGUGGAGGUGGAUCAAUCUGGCCAUCACCAUGGGCUUGUACGCCAUUGAGCUCAACAUUUCGAGUGCUGACAAUGAUGGCCGGCUGACAAGCCACUGGAAGACUGACUGA